AUGUCGGCGAAAUCCAAUAUAAAGACCGCAGCCAACGAAGAUGAGGACGAAAAAAAGAGUCUGAAAAAGCAUUCCAAGCAAGCAUUCCAUCACCCAUCCACUCUGGACAGCAACAAGCAACCUAGUAAAACCGCCAGCCUACUUCGCAAAACGCAGUCGCAUUUCUUAGUGUCGUCUGAGAAACUGGACAAGGCCACGAAAAGGGUUAUAGCUCCGUACGCGCAGAUAGUGAGGAAAGGGUUAAAAGAAGAGAGGAAAGAAGGGACAUACUUGGAUAUAAAUAGGUUCAAUGUGUUUUUGGAAGAUAAAGUGGAUUUGGAUUCGCUGCUGUAUGAGACUGCUAUGGUGUUGAAGACUGUUACUAAUAGUUCUGGAGCGUUUGUGUACAUUGUGAAUAAAGUGAACAAUGAACUGGUACUGAUGCCAAAAAAUACGAAAAACCCAGCGAGACAUGAAGUAAACAUUCCUAUUGAAGAGGGCAAAAUGGCCGCAGCCCACGUGGCGUCGACCAAGGAAUACCUCGUGCUGGACGACGUGCAGCGCGACCGGCGCUUCUCCUCAGGGCUUCGCUGGAUUGAUGCCAAGACCGCGCUCGUGAUGCCCGUGCUGCAGCCGGACGGAGAUUUAUAUGCUGUGCUAGAGCUGUAUAGGACGUGUGCGGAGCCCUAUGAUCCGAACGUAGUCUACACAGUGCUGAGCGUGGCAUGCUGGGCGGGCGCGGCGGCGCACCAGGCCGCCGCGCGCGUCACGCUACAAAAGACCGGCCAUCUUAACGCGGAGCUGCGCGCUUUGCUCAACAGUUACUUCUGCAACUUGGCGUCGGUUGACACGAUGCUUACCGACAUGUUGGCUGUAGUGAAGUCCUUCAUGGGUGCCAUGCGGAGCAGUUUCUACAUCAUCAACCGCGAGCGCGCCGAGUUGACGGCCGACAUGUGGGACGACGGCUGGGCGGAGAACACUGCCAUGCCCCGCAAGAAGACUAAAAUCGACUUGAACGCCGAAAAGACCCCGGCAGGCCUAGUUGCACGGACCGGGGCUUCCCUCAACGUGCGAGACGCGUACAAGGACCCUCGAUUCACGAAGGAGGUGGACCCCACCACGGGUAUCGUCGUGCGAUCGUGCCUGGCUAUGCCGAUUAUGGAUAAAAAGGGAGUUAUUGGAGUUGUCCAACUGACCAACAAAAAGAACGCGAAACCGUUCGAAGCCGAAGACGAGGAGAUAUUCAAAGUAUUUGUCAGCUACUGCUCUCUCAUCGUGCAGUUCUACCACAUGCAUCAGGAGAAGAUCUACCAUGAAAACCUCAACCACGUGUACUGCGAUCUGAUGCACGUGCACCUGAAGCCGUGCCGACACGACUUCGACGAGCUCAUGGAGACCAACGGGAUAACGAUACCGCCGAACAACUUUAACACCUACGACUUUCAUAUAAGCGAGAUCAGCAAAGAAGACAUGCCCGGGCUCGCAUGCUACAUGUUCAGCGAAACAUUUAUGAAGCAGAACUUAUUCGACCGCACUCAAAUGGCGGACUUCGCGCUAACCGUGCUCGGGUGCUACCGGCCCAACCCUUACCAUAACGCAGAACAUGCGUUUUGCUUUACGCACACUAUGUAUAUGAUACUGCUGACGAAUCCGGGACACUUUGAUCCUGUUGAGACAGCGGCACUGCUCCUGUCCGGGCUAUGCCACGACCUGGACCACCCUGGAGUAAACAACAACUUCCUGGUGCUCAUCAACCACCCGCUCUCGCAGAUGUACAGGACCUCGCUGUUGGAAUACCACCAUUACUUCCUUGCCAAGAAGCUUAUUGAGGAUAAGAAAAUCUUAUCAAACCUACCACCAGCCGACCAGGAGCGCAUACUAGAGGAGAUCAAAUACGACAUUCUCUGCACGGACCUAGCCGUGUACUUCCAAGUGAGAGCCCAGCUCGCCAACAUAGUCGCCGAAGGAACCUUCGACUGGAAACUGUCCACACACAGGAACCUGCUAAAGGGAAUACUUAUGACGACAAGCGACCUCUCUGGAUGCUGCAAGCCGUUUGGUGUUGCUAAAGCUAUAACGGCAUGUAUAUACGAGGAGUUUUACAAUCAAGGUGACAAAGAGCGCGAAAUGGGCUACACGCCACUCAGCAUGAUGGACCGAAAGCGCUCCUUGAACCAGCCAGCUGAGCAGAUACAGUUCCUCUGCGUGGUGGUGAUGCCCUGUCUACUGUUACUUCAGCAUGUCUUCCCCAAUACAUCCCAGCUGGCUGAUAACUGCAGAUCGACCCAGGAAUCGUGGCACGAGGAGAUCGAGAUCCGCGGCCAGAAGUUGUGGAAACAGGACGACUCGCUCGUGAGCAUCGGACGCAAAAACAUCAAAUACACCCCGGAGUAGGUGGACGAUGGAAUAUGCACCUUACACU
This is a messenger RNA of Cydia amplana, 2401 nucleotides long. Its product is annotated as cAMP and cAMP-inhibited cGMP 3',5'-cyclic phosphodiesterase 10A-like. The transcript has 15 exons. Lineage: Eukaryota; Metazoa; Arthropoda; Insecta; Lepidoptera; Tortricidae. Gene Ontology annotation, molecular function: 3',5'-cGMP-stimulated cyclic-nucleotide phosphodiesterase activity; protein binding. The record is from RefSeq and is a predicted model, not a curated record. Bases 1 to 2373 code for a protein of 790 amino acids. Gene Ontology annotation, biological process: negative regulation of receptor guanylyl cyclase signaling pathway; signal transduction.